Aspergillus mulundensis is the source of this 519-nucleotide messenger RNA. RefSeq lists its product as uncharacterized. The coding region runs from base 1 to 519 and encodes 172 amino acids. The record is from RefSeq and is a predicted model, not a curated record. The transcript has 2 exons. Lineage: Eukaryota; Fungi; Ascomycota; Eurotiomycetes; Eurotiales; Aspergillaceae. Gene Ontology annotation, molecular function: dipeptidyl-peptidase activity.
AUGAACGCUGUCGUUCGGCUCAACGUUUCCAUGAGCCGUCGUCGCUGGCAGUCAAUCACACCUUCCGCUAUGGACCUGUUCCUUUCCCUGCGUCACAUCUCGGCCGCUGGCGACGAAGUCUUCGACACAGGCACUACGGGCGAGCCAGCUCCUAUCACAAAAGGCUUCCUGAGAGUGAGUCUGCGAAAGACGAAUCCCGAGCACCCGUGGCAUCGCCCGUGGUUGCCUCAUCGCAACUACCUCUCCACGGACACUCUUCCCGUAACUCCCAAUGAAGUGUACAGCGUGGACGUGGAACUAUGGCCUACAAAUGUCGUGGUACAGAAGGGCGAGAGGCUAUCUCUGGAUGUCAGCGGAUGCGAGCUGGCUGGUAGCGGAUUGUUCCAGCACAAUGACCCAACUGACAGGCCAGAACGUGUCUUCAAACGCAACAACUUUGUGCACUUUGGGGCCGGCUACAAUAACUGGAUUAGCCUGCCUGUCAUUCCCAACAGCUAUGAACACCUUUACAACUCUUAG